Colletotrichum orchidophilum is the source of this 2331-nucleotide messenger RNA. RefSeq lists its product as uncharacterized. The transcript has a single exon. The record is from RefSeq and is a predicted model, not a curated record. Lineage: Eukaryota; Fungi; Ascomycota; Sordariomycetes; Glomerellales; Glomerellaceae. The coding region runs from base 1 to 2331 and encodes 776 amino acids.
AUGGAUGAUGAAAUCGCUAAUCUACGUCAACAACUUCGGGAAGAGCAACAUCGACGUGAAGAAGCCGAAGGUCGUGUACUGGAAGAACAACGCCGACGCGAGAAAGAACAACGCCGACGCGAGGACGAACAACGCCGACGUAAGAAGGCUGAAGAACUUGCGAAGGCAUCACAACCACAGACACUUCAGGAUUAUCUCGAGUCUUGCCACUCGCUCAGUCUCGCCAUUCGGGUAGUUACUGAUCGCACCUUGACUACACAAGGCGACACGACCAACCCGACCGGCCGCAUUUUCCCUCGACGAAUCAUUCCGUGGGAUGACUUCGCGACAGGACAAGAGGAAAUUUGGGACCAGCUCUCGAUCUGGCGCUCAUUCACUUCUGUGGCCGUGUUUCCAUCCCCACAUCAGUUGGAAUAUGUCAUGUCUCUGAUUAGCCCGAUCAGCAGUGAGACUGGACUCCGGAACUUCCAGCGGGAUACGGUCGAGAACGCAGUUCAAAAGCUGAUUGAUGAGGUAUACAACAACGAGCAACUCCGAAGUAAAUUCGGCUUACAGGGGACCGUGACGUUCGAGAGCCAUACGAACCUCGGCCAGACUGAUGACACCGUAUCCGAAGCUAUGGAACAUAUGUCUAUCGAGAGAGAACAUACAACCGCCGCAACGUCAGCCUCGAUGUCACCGAGCCGCAAGCCCCGGCGCAGGGCGAGAGGGAAAGGCAACCGGGCGGACCAGUUUUGCAUUUACCGCACCUCCGAUGGCCGAAACUUUCCUGCCGUGGCGAUCGAGUACAAGGCACCGCAUAAGCUGAGGUGCGACGAGGUCGUUACGGGUCUGGAGUCCGAGAUCCGGCCGGAACGCGAUAUAAUCAACAAGGACGGUGAGGGGUUUACGUUCGCAUCGAGGUCGCUCGCUGCCGCUGUUGUCACUCAGCUCUUCUCGUACAUGAUCGGCAAAGGCAUCCAGUAUGGAUAUGUGUGCACAGGUGAGGCGUUCGUCUUCCUCCACAUUCCGGAUGACCCUACCACCGUAUAUUAUUCUGUACACGUACCCAACCUGGACGUUCGGGACGAGGAUGAGAACAGGCUCCAUGGCACAGCUGUUGCACAGGUCUUCGCCUUCAUCCUUCGGGCCCUCCGCGCGGAACUGCCUCCUUCGUCCUGGCACGACGCCGCCGCGGCUCUAGGUACCUGGGCAGUGGAAUACGACGACGUGCUAAGGAAUAUCCCCGAAACGGUGCGCAAGGGCAAGGAACCGCGCGCCUCUCCCUACAAACCUCAACGCUGGCGAGGGUUCAAGCGCUCGCCGAUUCGGACACGCUCUCAGUGCAAGCAACCCGACAGCAACACAAAGCAUCGAGACGAUAGCGGUGACGAUGAAGGAGAGACCCCUCCUUCCCCCACUCCAACGCGAUCGAUCCAUACCGACGAAAAGGCUGUCACUAAGUCAACGAGGGCGGGUUCGGACAGAAAACAAGCGCAACAUGGCAAAGGAGGUCAGCAGCAAAGCCAACCGAAACAGCAGAAUAUACAGGAUCGUCCGUUUUGCACCCCGCAAUGCCUCCUAGGAUUGGCGAACGGUUGGCCAAUGGAUAAACACUGCCGGAAUUUCCGGGACCAUGGACAUCAGCAUCUCAAUCGACUGGAGUUCCUCCGACUCAUCCGUAUCCAGCUCGCUGAAGACCGCGGCCGUGAUGCUGAUGCCGCACCGCUUUACCUGUCCGGCUCGAUCGGUUCACUCUUCAAGGUGCGGCUAUCCUCCUACGGGUACACGCUUGUGGCCAAAGGCGUUGAGAGUCUCGAUCUGGCCCGGCUGCAGCAUGAGAACGAAGUGUAUGAUCGACUCCGCUCGAUCCAAGGAAAACAUGUUCCCGUAUGCCUGGGAAGUGUAGAUCUGGUCCUACCAUUCUACUAUGAUAGUGGCAUAUACAAGCACUUCUUGUUCCUCAGCUGGGCCGGCCGGCCUCUGUUCGACUCCGCCAAUCAAGCUAUUAGGACAGACGUCGUUGACGUGGUUGCCAAGGCUUACAAGGAAUUGCACAAGUUGGGCAUCCUUCACGGCGAUGCGGAACCGCGCAACGUAUUACGCGACACAGUGAGUGGUAAUAUUAUGGUAGUGGAUUUCGAACGGGCAGAGGUCCGCUGUCGCCCACCUCUCGGCUUGCUUAGCUCAAACGGUCAAAACCAGAAGAGAAAGAGGGGGACGUUAGAGAAGCGAGGGAAAGGCGAUUUCACCAAAGAACUAGAAUCCGUUGUAGAACAUGUUUCAAGGUCUAUAACAACCACACGACCAGACGCUGCUAUCUAUGAGGCCAAGAUGGUGCGACAUAUGUAA